Messenger RNA from Thecamonas trahens ATCC 50062, 1035 nucleotides. RefSeq lists its product as uncharacterized. NCBI's taxonomy places the organism in Eukaryota, Apusomonadida, Apusomonadidae. The record is from RefSeq and is a predicted model, not a curated record. The transcript has a single exon. The coding region runs from base 32 to 706 and encodes 224 amino acids.
CUUCCACCACCCGCGGGCCACUCCUCUUCCCAUGCCCACCUGCCACCUUCAAAUGCCGCUGCCGCUACCGCUGCCACUGCUGCUGCUGCAAGCCCUCGUUCUGGCUCUCAUGAUUGUCGCUAUGUCCGUCGUCGCCGUCCCGAUGGCAUCCUGUGGUCGGCCGGACAAGGUGGCCGAGACGCUGGCCUCGCACGACAUGCCGCCUGUUGCCGGAUUGCACUCUGUGGCGGUACCUGCGGCGGUGCUGGUGCCGUUUGUGGCGGGCGGUGUGGGGAACUGGUCGCUGUGGAAUGCGGCAGUGAGCAAGUCGUCCGGCACUAUCGGCGAGUGCAACUCGGUCGACGUCGCCUUCCGCCUCCAUCAUCACAUCCCGCUCACGCUGCCCUCGUCUUGCCUCAUCUACGCCCUCAACGGGACCGCCACAUCCAGUGCGGUCAGCUACGCGUGGGAGUACUCGGGCCCGGGCCUAUUUGGGGUCCACAUCUCGUCCUUUAGCCCCGAUCCCGACGACCCGGCCGGCUCCACCCUUGCAACCAACUGGGAGCGGGCCAUGGGCUCCACCAUCCGCCUCGACCCGUCGUGGUGGAAGAACCAGUUUGCCUUUGUUGCUUCGCAAACAUUUAACGGCCUCGAUUGCCUCGCUUCCGUCUACGCUGCCACCGGUACCCUCCUCAUCGACCACGUCGUCUCGGCAUGCAGGCCGUGAUCCGGCUCGCGACAGCGCUUGCCAGCCCCUCACAGCGUGGCGUUGUCGGCCAACGAGACCAACGUGAGGUGCUGCUUCUCCAGCUGCCGAAGCUCCUCGGCCUCGAGCUCCAUCGACAUGAGCAUCGAGACAAAGACGUCGGGAUCGAGGCCGGCCCCGAGUGAGCGCAGCGUGCGGAUCAAUCGCGCCUUGUCUCCGGUGCACGCCACAACGUCGUCCUGGAAGAGCCCAAGCAGCGCAAGCGCAGCACGGUAAAAAGUGCGGAAGCCGCGGACAAAAAAGAUGUCCCACACACGAACCAGAAGCCGCGGCUCGAGCACGUCCGCAAA